AUCGGCAGCGAAUGCAUCCGACUGCCGCAGUAGCCGUUCGAACGUCACGUUGCCACUAUCAUGGCUCAAAUGAUGGCCUAAAGGGUGCAUCCAAUACAGAAAUAACAAGCAAAGACUAUGAAGACCAGUGCGAUUUGUUUAGUGAUCUGGCUGUUUAAUCUUAUCGAGGCUCAGAGGACGCCUCUGAUCGAUUCCGUCUGCCAGGCGGUUCAGAGGCAGCGACUCGAGUGCCAAGUGCAUCGCGUGGAGACCGCCGAUGGGUAUCUCCUCAGUGUCCACCGAAUUCCCGCGCCGCGUAAUCCGGCCUGUCCCCGACAGCUGCGUCCGUUCCUUCUGAUGCAUGGCCUGCUAGGCUCCGCCGCCGACUUCGUAUCUGGAGGAGCGGGGAGGUCUCUUGCUUUGGAGCUCCACGCCCGCUGCUUCGACGUGUGGCUGGGCAAUGCCCGGGGCACCACCCACUCCCACAACCACCGCAGCCUGUCGCCAAGCGAUGCUCGCUUCUGGCAAUUCAGCUGGCACGAGAUUGGCGUCUACGAUCUGCCCGCCACCGUGGAUUAUGUCCUGGCCCGUACAGGGAAGCAGCAGCUGCACUACGUCGGCCAUUCACAGGGGACCACAGUUUUGCUGGUGCUCCUGUCACAGCGACCGGAGUACAAUGCGAGGUUCGCCGAUGCGAACCUGAUGGCGCCAGUCGCCUUUCUCAAGCACCUAAGCAGCCCACCGCUGCGGCUUCUGGCGAGCGACAGUUCCGCGGUAACGCUGCUUCUCAAUAAACUUGGCCUCCACGAACUGCUGCCGGCAUCGGCACUGACCCAGGUGGGCGGACAGUACUUCUGCAGCUCCACCCUCCCCACCUACGCCCUCUGCACAUUCUUCACCUCCCUGUACGUGGGCUUCAGCGACUAUCCAUUGGAUCGUAACAUCUUGCCACGCAUCCUGGAGACGACACCGGCGGGCAUAUCCCGUCGCCAGCUUCAGCACUUUGGACAGCUCAUCAAUAGCGGAACCUUUCAACAGUUCGAUUACCGUUCGCCCAGGAUUAACACACAGCGUUAUGGUCAGGCCACGCCCCCCUCGUAUCAGUUGGCCAAUGUCCGCCUUCGGCUGCAAAUCUUCCACGGGUCGCGAGAUGUGCUGUCCAGUCCGGUGGAUGUGCAACGCCUCGGCAGGGAGCUGAGGCACAGCAGCAUUCAGAUGUAUCAAGUGUCCGGCUAUAAUCAUAUUGACUUUCUGUUUGCCGUCACAGCGCCGCAACUGGUAUACCAACGAAUUAUUCAACAGGCUUGGCAGUUGGACGCAGUAUCGGUGGCACUGCCCGGCGGCUGA
This is a messenger RNA of Drosophila bipectinata, 1326 nucleotides long. RefSeq names its product lipase 3. Gene Ontology annotation, biological process: lipid metabolic process. NCBI's taxonomy places the organism in Eukaryota, Metazoa, Arthropoda, Insecta, Diptera, Drosophilidae. The record is from RefSeq and is a predicted model, not a curated record. Gene Ontology annotation, molecular function: hydrolase activity, acting on ester bonds.